Girardinichthys multiradiatus is the source of this 8192-nucleotide messenger RNA. RefSeq names its product disco-interacting protein 2 homolog Ba (gene dip2ba). Bases 168 to 4919 code for a protein of 1583 amino acids. The transcript is spliced from 39 exons. The record is from RefSeq and is a predicted model, not a curated record. NCBI's taxonomy places the organism in Eukaryota, Metazoa, Chordata, Actinopteri, Cyprinodontiformes, Goodeidae.
CCCCUCCAUUAUGGCGGAAGGGCAAGCCGUGCGGAUGGGCCGUCUCUCCCUCUCCGAUGCUUGUUUUGUGUCUUGAGGGAGGGGUUUUAUUUUUGCUUUUUUAAAGCUCUCCGCGACGGCCCGGUUUUUUUCCCAUAUAGGCUGUUAUCGUAUUUUCCGGCGAAGUCAUGGCGGACCGAGGCGUGGAUAUGUCCGCCCUGCCGAAAGAGGUUCGAGACCAGUUGGCGGAGUUGGAUCUGGAGCUGUCUGAAGGUGACAUCACCCAGAAGGGCUAUGAAAAGAAGAGAGCCAAGCUGCUGGCCUCCUACACCCCUCAGCUGCCAAAAGCGGACCUGUCUCUGCCAGAUGUACAGCCUUCACCAAGCCACAGUGCCGACCCCAGCCCAAGUCCUGAGGCCCCGCGCCCCUCCACCUCUUCAGCCUCCAGACACCAUCGUGCACAUCGCAGUGGAGGGGCCAGGGAUGAGCGCUACAGAUCAGACAUCCACACAGAAGCUGUGCAGGCAGCUCUGGCCAAACACAGAGAAGAGAAGAUGGCACUGCCCAUGCCGACCAAGAGACGCUCAUACUUUGUCCAAUCUCCAAUAGAUAACUGCACACCUCCAGAUACGUCCUCUGCAUCAGAGGAUGAAGGCUCGCUUCGCAGAAAGGCAGCUCUCAGUACAGUGCUCGCUCAGACCCUCCAGAGCCCCGAUUACUGGAUUAACCGCUCCGUCCAAAGCUCUUCCACAUCCUCGUCCGCUUCCUCCACCCUCUCCCAUGGAGAGCCCAAGACACAGCCUCAGCCCCAGCUUCAGCCUGGUGCCUCGUUGCUGGCCGACGUCCUGGCCCACACACGUAUAGAAAACAGUGUCCCGCCUGACGUGACGUCCUCCACUCCACAGGAUAGAGGAUCCAGAGUGGACCUUCCUCCAGCAGUCAGGGGCAUUAGCCGUGGACAGAGCCGCUCCAGCAUGCUGGAUACAGCUGACGGAAAAAGAAAAGGCGUACCGGUCAGCAGCCGGGUGUCCACAAAGAUCCAGCAGCUGUUGAACACGCUCAAGCGGCCCAAACGACCCCCACUCAGCGAAUUCUUCCUCGACGACUCAGAGGAAAUUGUAGAAGUUCCACAGCCAGAUCCCAACACCCCGAAGCCUGAGGGGCGUCAAAUCCUCCAAGUGAAGGGAGACCCUCUGGGAGUGGUCAGCAACUGGCCCCCUGCCCUGCAGGCCGCCUUGGCCCGUUGGGGGGCCACCCAGGCUAAGAGCCCGGCCCUCACUGCCCUGGACAUCACCGGCAAACCCCUCUACACUCUCACAUAUGGCAAACUCUGGAGUCGCAGUUUAAAGCUGGCAUACACUCUACUGAACAAGCUGGGGACUAAGACUGAGCCUGUCCUGCAACCUGGAGAUCGAGUGGCGUUGGUGUAUCCAAACAGUGACCCUGGAAUGUUCUGGGUGGCUUUCUAUGGCUGCUUGUUAGCUGAAGUCAUUCCUGUCCCCAUCGAGGUACCUCUGUCACGUCAGGAUGCAGGUAGCCAGCAGAUCGGCUUCCUGUUGGGCAGCUGCGGUGUGAGUUUGGCACUGACCAGUGAGGUGUGUCUCAAAGGGCUGCCCAAGACACCAAACGGGGAGAUCGUCCAGUUCAGAGGAUGGCCAAGGAUGAAGUGGGUUGUUACUGACACCAAGUACCUGACAAAACCAUCCAAAGACUGGCAGCCACACAUUCCCACUGCCAACACUGACACGGCCUACAUAGAGUAUAAAGCGAGUAAGGAGGGAACAGUGAUGGGAGUUGCUGUUUCCAAGAUUGCCAUGCUGACACACUGUCAAGCCUUGACUCAGGCCUGCAACUACUGCGAAGGGGAGACACUGGUCAAUGUAUUGGACUGCAAGAAGGAUAUGGGCCUGUGGCACGGCGUCCUAUCGAGUGUUAUGAACAGAAUUCACACCAUCACUGUGCCAUAUGCGGUCAUGAAAGCCUGUCCCAUGUCCUGGGUGCAGAGGGUUCACAUCCACAAAGCACGUGUGGCCUUGGUCAAGUGCAGAGACCUUCACUGGGCCAUGAUGGCCCACAAGGAUCAGAAGGACAUCAACUUGUCUUCUAUACGAAUGCUUAUAGUGGCUGAUGGGGCAAACCCUUGGUCUGUAUCGUCGUGCGAUGCCUUCCUGAACGUGUUCCAGUCUCAUGGUCUGAGGCCUGAGGUCAUUUGUCCAUGUGCCACCUCCCCUGAGGCCCUGACUGUGGCUAUACGCAGACCUGGCACACGUGGAGCUCCUCUCCCAGCCAGGGCCAUCCUGUCCAUGGGUGGGUUGAGUCACGGCGUCAUCAGGGUCAACACGGAGGACAAGAACUCUGCUCUAACUGUGCAUGACGUCGGCCACAUUAUGCCUGGAGCUCUGAUGUGGAUUGUGAAACCAGACGGGCCGCCACAGCUGUGCAAAACAGAUGAGAUUGGAGAGAUAGUGAUCAACUCCCGGGCUGGAGGAACGAUGUACUACGGCCUUCCUGGAGUCACUAAGAACACAUUCGAGGUGAUCCCUGUCAACCAGGCUGGAGCACCCAUUGGAGAAGUUCCCUUCGCUCGGACCGGUUUACUUGGAUUUGUGGGACCGGGGAGUCUUGUGUUUGUUGUAGGGAAGAUUGAGGGACUCCUGAUGGUGAGCGGGCGACGCCACAAUGCUGACGACCUGGUGGCCACCGCAUUGGCAGUGGAGCCUGUCAAAACAGUUUACAGGGGGAGGAUUGCUGUGUUCUCAGUGACUGUGUUUUAUGAUGAGAGGAUAGUGAUUGUAGCAGAACAGAGACCGGAUGCCAGCGAGGAAGACAGCUUCCAGUGGAUGAGUCGAGUGCUACAGGCGAUCGACAGUAUCCACCAGGUUGGCCUUUACUGCCUCGCACUUGUGCCAGCCAACACCCUCCCAAAGACGCCAUUAGGAGGCAUCCACAUCUGUGAAACCAAGCAGAGUUUUCUGGACGGCAACCUGCAUCCCUGCAACAUCCUCAUGUGUCCGCAUACAUGUGUGACAAACAUGCCCAAGCCACGGCAGAAACUGCCAGUGGAUGUUGGUCCUGCUUCUAUGCUUGUUGGGAACCUGGUGGCAGGGAAGCGGAUUGCCCAGGCAACAGGCAGAGAGCUGGGUGUGGUGGAGGAUCAGGACCUUAUUCGAAAGCACCAGUUCCUGUCUGAAUCUCUGCAGUGGAGAGCCCAAACUGACCCGGAUCAUGUUCUCUAUGUUCUGCUCAAUUCCAAGGGUGUACCAGUGUGCACAGCAACAUGUGCACAGCUACACAAGAGAGCAGAGAAAAUCACUGCUACACUUAUGGAAAGAGGAGGCCUAAACACAGGCGACAACGUGGUGCUACUUUACCCCCCAGGUAUUGACCUGAUUGCUGCCUUUUAUGGCUGCCUCUACGCAGGGGUGAUCCCUGUGACAGUGAGGCCGCCUCACCCCCAGAAUCUGGCUGCUACUCUCCCCACAGUCCGCAUGAUCAUUGAUGUGAGCAAAGCAGCCUGCAUCCUCACCACUCAGCCCCUCAUGAGGAUCCUCAGGUCCAGGGAGGCUGCCGCAAGCGUUAAUGUCAAAACGUGGCCAACGAUCAUCGAUACAGACGAUCUUCCCAGAAAGCGGCCUCCAAACAUCUACAAACCUCCUACAGCUGAGAUGCUGGCCUACUUGGACUUCAGUGUGUCUACCACCGGCAUGUUGACUGGAGUCAAGAUGUCUCAUGCGGCCGUCAGCACUCUUUGCCGCUCCAUUAAGCUGCAGUGUGAGCUUUACUCCUCACGCCAAAUAGCCAUCUGCCUGGACCCGUACUGCGGCCUGGGUUUUGUCCUUUGGUGCCUCUCCAGUGUUUACUCAGGUCACCAGUCUAUCCUUAUUCCUCCGCUGGAGCUGGAGACCUCGCUGCCUCUGUGGCUGAGCACGCUCAGUCAGUACAAGAUCAGAGACACCUUCUGCUCCUACUCUGUCAUGGAGCUGUGCACCAAAGGCCUGGGCACGCAAACAGAGAUGCUGAAGGCACGGGGUCUGAACCUGUCGUGUGUCCGGAGCUGUGUGGUCGUGGCUGAGGAGCGACCUCGUCUCGCCCUCUCGCAGUCUUUCUCCAAACUCUUUAAAGAUCUCGGCUUGUCGCCUCGGGCCGUCAGCACCGCCUUUGGGUCCAGGGUGAACCUGUCCAUCGGCCUGCAGGGGACUUCUGGACCAGAUGCUUCCACUGUUUAUGUGGACAUGAAGUCCUUGCGCCACGACAGGGUGAGGUUGGUUGAAAAAGGAGCGCCACAGAGUCUUCCACUCAUGGAGUCUGGCACUAUUCUGCCAGGAGUCAGAGUCAUUAUAGUUAACCCAGAGACAAGAGGUCCACUGGGAGACUCACAUCUUGGUGAGAUCUGGGUGAACUCCCCUCACUGUGCCAGCGGCUAUUACACCAUCUACGGAGAAGAGAGCCUGCAGGCAGAUCAUUUCAACACCAAACUCAGCUUUGGGGACCCCCAGACUCUCUGGGCCAGGACCGGAUACUUGGGCUUCAUCAAGAGAACGGAGCUGUUAGAUGCAAGUGGAGAUCGCCAUGAUGCCUUGUUUGUUGUGGGCUCUCUGGAUGAAACUUUGGAGUUGAGGGGAUUGCGUUAUCACCCCAUCGACAUCGAGACGUCUGUGUCCCGAGCUCACCGCAGCAUCGCAGAGAGCGCUGUGUUUACAUGGACCAACCUGCUGGUGGUGGUGGCAGAGCUCAGCGGCUCCGAGCAGGAGGCCUUAGACCUGGUGCCGCUCGUCACCAACGUGGUCCUGGAGGAGCACCACCUCAUUGUUGGGGUGGUCGUCAUUGUGGACCCCGGGGUAAUCCCCAUCAACUCCAGGGGGGAGAAGCAGAGGAUGCACCUGCGAGACUCCUUCCUGGCGGACCAACUAGACCCCAUCUACGUGGCCUACAACAUGUGAACAGCAUUCAGAAACUGAUGCAGAAAACUGAGCCGGGGUCUUAGAAGACCUGAGGGACUUCAAGGGUGUGAACAGCAGUGGCCCCCAUGUUAGCUCUCAGACACGUUUAAAAGAGAAAGCAAUGCAGGAAUGCGAAAACCGAGCAAGUGGUGUAACAGUGAAAUGCUUCCCUUUCAGAAACUGUUCCUGCUUUUGUUCCACCUGCUUGAUUGCUGCAGCCCAGGUUCACCAAGACUUCUAAGAACAAGGGUGAAAUCUUCUGUCCUCUUUAGAGGAAACACAUCCUUCACUUUGAAGAAAUGAGAUCUUUAUCUGCUGUCUGAAGCCCAUUUCUCCCUCAGCAAUCCUAAUAAUGUUUUGAAACAUUUUUAUUUACAUACUCCCCUCAAAGACAGAAGACUCUAUCAUUUAAUUCCUUUUUUUCAUGCUUUUAUUUUUAUUUUUUUUAACUUCCAUACUUUUAAAGACGGGGGCGCACUGGAACUUCCUCCAUCUUUUGCACGUCUAGCUCCACGUCCUGCUUUAAAAGGAGACUCCACUGCCCACAUCUGCUGCUGCUGCUUCCAGAGGAGCAAAUCCACACCAGUAUUACAAAAAAAGUGCUACCAGCGUGUCUCAUCCCAACUCUCUGACCUUCCACCAGGUGUGCAGUGGCUCUCGCCUCCAGACCGUUCUGCACUAGCCUGCAGAAACGACUUCGGCCUUCACUCAUUACAAGAUGUCCGAAAAAUACACUUGAAUUACAUGUUUGUGUGAGAUAAGCCAAAGUUCCCUCACUCACAAACCUGGAUUAGUGAUAGUGAAAAGACUUGCUGAGUUAGGAUAAUUGUGGCAGUCUAAGAAAUUGUUUUCUUACUUUGAAGCACCAGGUCUUAGUGGGAUUAAACGUUUCAUAGCAAGAAUAACAGCAGAAUAAAAAACUGAUACUUUGAUGCAUUAUAGAAUUGCAAAAACAGAAAAGGAAAGAAAAUGUGAUUAGUUGAAGGAUACAAUUAAACAUGAGUUCCAGUUUUACACAAAGGUAAACAUUUCUAAGUUUCUGAAAGGUCUUCUAGAGUCAGGGUUCAAAGUGGGAAGACCCGAGCUUUCGGACCAAUCCCAACCUCAAAAUCCAACAUGGCUGCCUUGCAUUUAAAUCCUGCUGGUAGCUGCCGUAUAAACUGGUUUAUUUGCACUUCCUCCUGGUUUACUGUCAGUUCGUACUGAAAAUUGCCGAAAUUUUCCCCACUCCAGGUUUUCCUGAAAGCAGCUAAAGUAACAUAGCUGGUAAUCAGCAGUUUGAGAACCACCUGUGUAGCAAACAGUUUUUCCAGUUCUGGAAAAGCCUACAAGCCCGCUUUUAAUAAAUGGCCCAUUCUCCCUAAGAACUGACGCUUGUUUCAGUGGUGGUUACUUAUGAGAGGCACAAACCAGCUUCAGCAGUCACAGAUUGAAUUUCUCACUUGGAAAAGAAGCUUAUAAAACAUUACGUUUUCAGGACACAAUAGCAUCGUAUUUAUGAUGGUGUAAACCAUAAAAAAAAUAUUUCUUUUUGACCUUAGUUAACAUCUUAGUUAACAUCUAGUUUCACUGGAUAGUGUUUUGCUGGCUUAGGAUGAGACGCAGAUUUGAGCCUCGACCCACCAGCAUGAGCGUAGCGGUAAAUCUGAAAUCCCAACAGCUUUCCAUUCACAGCCUAUAAAUAAAUGUAGAUGAUCAGAAGGCAGAGUAGUGCCUUUUAUGUCUAAGACAUUUCUGAUUUAUAAACUAUUGAAUUUUAAAAGAGAGCAACGUGCGAGGAGUGUGGAGAAAACUUUGCCUUAUUAAAACCUGUGGACCUUUUGUUUUGAAGGAGCUCCACUGAUUCUGCAUUAGAAACCAGAAGCGGGAAGCACAUUUGCAUCUUUUUUUUUUUCUACAGAAAGAGGGUGUCGUGUUUUCGAUAACUUUCUUGUCAUGCCUCUUUUUUUGAUCCGAAUCAAUAUUUAAGCCAAUUCUUUCCAAAUGUCUGUAACACUGGGGGGGCAAAAAAUAUUAGAAACAAUCCCAAUGAAACCUGCAUUUGAAAAUGCAUUUACAGAUGGCAAAUACUUCUUUAAAGGAAAAAGUAUAAUAGAUAAAGGUUAAUAAUGUCUGUAUCCUGUAUUUUAGAAGUGAGAUACUGUAUUACUAGUGUUACUGUGUACAUGGAGAUGGAGUCUGUAGAUAAAAACUUGACUGAUCUUUCAUACUUGACAACAUUUCUUUCUGCAUUGCUUGUUCAACUACGUCUCAUUGAAACAGACAGGGAACAUGAACAGGAACAAUGUGCACUUUCCCAAUAUCAUUUGAUGUAUGUGGGCAUGCCCCUGAGAGAGUGUGUGUGAGCGCGUGUGUGUGUCUAACAGUGAUAUUUGGCUUUUACGGUGCAACAAGGUUCAUCUUUUGUAAAAAUCCCAAAAUAAUGAAUUUUGUUUUUUUUUUAAUGUCGCCUCCACUGUAUUUUUACUCUUUCCAUCCACGUUUGGGAUCUAAUAUAUUUUUUAGGGCUAUUAUUGAUAUUUUUCCCACUGAUGCAUUUUUUCAUCUGGAGCUGCACAACCUCUGCAAACACAUUUCUCAGUAGCGACACAACCGCUGCCCGCUUUUCACCGAGGACAUGUACGCGAGCCAGUCAUUUGGUUACUCAUGAAUAACCGUGUGAUAAUUGCUUUGUCGCCACUGUUUCACUCCAACGACUUUUAAUAAAGUUUUAUAAUUUGACGUUGGCCUUCAAGCCUUUUCAAUAGACCUUGGUGCUAUUCAAUAAGGUGCCGUAGACAGAUUUUUAUCCUUCAGUGUCAUUGCAAAAAGCCGUCAUUCUGGAUUUUGUGUGGAAGUAAAUAUUUCCUUUUAAAGUCCUACAGAUGUUCACUCUUUCAAAGCUUGCAUUGUUUUUCAUUGUCAGUUGUUAUCAGCUGUAAAAUCUGAUGCAAAAUUUCAAACAAUGCAACUUGUCACAUCUGUCUUUUUUUCCAUCUGAAUAUUCAUUUCUUAGACAUUUCAACCCUCCAAAGUUGUUCUAAGCACAAAAUGUAGAGAUGAGGCAAAGAAAAUGGAUCAUUUUAACACAAAUAGGGAGGAAAAAAAAAUCAAGGGUCCACUCUGUAUACCUCGACAACAGUCUGUCCACUAUGCAUCAUUAAGCUGCAGCAAAAACACAUUCUGGACUAAUCAGUGGUGCGAUAACGUCUAACAACAUGUCUUACAAAAAAACACUGUCACACUGUCACUGGAUGUGUUUCAUGUCAAAUAAAAAUGCUUUGUCAGACUUUC